Messenger RNA from Cololabis saira (Pacific saury), 2635 nucleotides. RefSeq lists its product as uncharacterized. Gene Ontology annotation, molecular function: DNA-binding transcription activator activity, RNA polymerase II-specific; RNA polymerase II cis-regulatory region sequence-specific DNA binding. Bases 87 to 1799 code for a protein of 570 amino acids. Lineage: Eukaryota; Metazoa; Chordata; Actinopteri; Beloniformes; Belonidae. The record is from RefSeq and is a predicted model, not a curated record. Gene Ontology annotation, biological process: positive regulation of transcription by RNA polymerase II. The transcript has 14 exons. Gene Ontology annotation, cellular component: nucleus.
GUUGGACUUUUUCAUAAACAACACGCUCGAGGUCUUCCGAGAAUUCAGGCUGAUUGAGACUGCACUUAGUUUGGAAAGAAGAUUAAAUGGGGAGGAGACGAUCAUCAUCACCAUCAACACAAAGAAGUGACAAAGAGAAAGAAGACAGGAGAAGAAGUGUAAGAGAAAAAAAGAAAGUAAUCUAUGCUGCGGAUGAAGAAGACAAAAUGGAUUGUAGUAAUGACAGCGAGGAGGAAAAGCAUCACAGCCUUCAUACAUCUGGAAACCGACACAAAGACAAAGAAGACAGGAGAAGAAGUGUAAGAGAAAAAAAGAAAGUCAUCUAUGCUGCGGAUGAAGAAGACGAAAUGGAUUGUAGUAAUGACAGCGAGGAGGAAGAGCAUCACAGCCUUCAUACAUCUGGAAACCGAUUCCUGCCUGUGACGUGUGGAUCCGAGAAGGGCAAACUGGAUGUAGAAAAGUUCGAAAGAGGGGAGGUCUGCAUCGAGUGCGAGGGCUGCUGGUUUUCUCCAGGUUCCUUCGAGCUCCUUUGCGGGAAACAGAGUAAUAAAAACUGGAAAACAAGUAUUCUCCAUGAAGAUAAACCCCUGAAGUUCUGGAUUGAGAAAGGUUGCCUGUCCACAAAGGGGUUCAAGAAAAUAUUCGAAAGAAAAGGGAAGAAAAUGCAGCUGUCAGGUUCUGCGUCAGAGACGACCUAUGAAGAAGACCCAGAAACACAGAUAUCAAAAGAAAGUGAUGCAGAUGAUCCUAAAAAUGGCCGGGGACCUCCAGUCAGCAGAGAGCUGUCCCGGGAAGCAGAAGAGGAAGAAAAGGAUGGAGAAAAUGGCAAAAAAUGGAUGGAUCCUGCAGCCAAGGCCCGUGCACUGAAAAAAGGUCUAAAAGUAGUGAUGAGCAGGCUUCCAUCGAUCAUCACACAUCAGACCGGCUGCAUGACCAGUCCACCCAAAGCAGUCAAACUGUUGGAGACUUUGGAUGAAGAUGCAAACUGUGAAGGAGAGACGGAAAAAGGCAGUGAUGAAGACAAAACCAUGGACUUCACAGAAGCCACGCCAGACAAACCCUCAGACUCGACCAUCGCCAAAGAUGAUAACGAAGGAAACGGAGAAGAGUUCAUGGAAAGUAACGAAAGGGAAAACGGAGAAAGUCGACCCGGAACUGAAACCGCUGUGUCUGAAUCAGUUUCCUCAUCCAUAUCCCCUGAAAACCAAACUGAAGACAAGGGGCCGAUGAGUCCGUCAGCCGGUUCCUCCCCCAAUCCGGUAGUUACGGAGGAAGACAGCGACUUGGCAGAUAAUGAGAAUGAAGGUGCAGAGGUGGAGAUGUCGGACUGUAAACAGGAGAACCAAGCCAAGAGAAAAGAGCGUCUCGACGUGUUGGAGUCCGAGGACACGGAAACAUCUUGUGCAACUGGAAAACGACUGAAGACCUCAAGCGAGUCUACUGAUCAGGACCUUUUCGAGCCCUUGUGCCUACCCAUCUCCCCCGUGUCUGUUCUGGAGGAAUGUCCAUCUGAGGAUGACGCAGACGUCACCAUCUCUGACCUUGAGGCAACGCAGUUACAAGUGACGAUGUCAGACACACGCAGCCCUGCACCAAUCGUAGCCCCAGACUGUAGCCGGCCUUCCCCGGCGAGGCUCUCGUCCAGCUCUGAGGACGACACAAUGGACAUGAAUCAGCUGAAGAAAGAGAUUACGUGUAUGCAACUGAAAGUUUUAAAAUUACAAGAGGAAUAUUAUACUUUGAAGCUCACGAAAAUGAAAAAAAACCAACAAGGCACUGACGCAAACUUAUCAACUUGACCAGAGUUGCAUGAGGAAACGGUCAUACAUACCAUUUUUUUUUUUUCCUUUAGAGUUUCACAAACCCAAGAUAAUUCUAGUUCAUAGUUAAUUUUCUGCAGGGCAGUUUUGCUGUACAUUCCAACAAGACUUUAGAUAGACUUGGAUAUGCCUGUCUCCCUUCUCUGUUUGCCAAUCCUUGAUUGUCUCCUACUGCAGACACAACGAAAGGAGGAUGUCGCAUAUACUUAGGUCAUUUAAAGCAGAAACUCCAUGUAACAGUAGAACUUCUGACCACAUGGGGGCGUAUAAACUGCUUUGUUGAAAAAAGAGCCAAUAAGUACUGUGAAUGGGUACGUCUUAUAAUAUCACUUUGUCGUGGUUCUCUUGGGUUUGUGUUGUUUGCAAAAGGAUUUCAUGUUACAUUUGUUUGAAUGUGUUAUUUUUUUCAGUUCUGAAACAUUUUACGAUUUUCUUUUGAGCCGAUGCGACAUAAGUUGCAUUAAACAGGUUAUUUUGUCUUGUGAUUCCAACUUGUUUAUAGGCUCUUUUUGAAGUGAUUCGUUUUGUAUUUUACACAAAAAGAAACGGUUUCAGGAUUUUAUGUCUUUGAACAUUUUCAUGUUUAUACGCUCAGGCCUCGUUUACUCCUUGUUUAUACUUCCUGUUGUAUUUUGUGAAAAGUGAAAAGUAUUUUUAUUAUGUUUGUUGUUAGGCUGCUCCAUUCAUUUGUUCUGUUUAUGGAAGCAGGGCUGCUUUCCUACCCAACUGUUCUGGGUAGGAAAUUGACAAAGUAAAUGUGGGUUCACAAAUAAAAGGCAUAAAAGUCAAAGAUCCCAAAUCUUUAUUACAAGUUU